CCGUUUUAUUCGUUGACGCAUUGCGAGCAUUGUUACCCGGAACAAGAAGCAGGAGCCUCUUCGUCUUCGUCGUUGUCUUUGGAGCCGCAAACGCAAACGCGAUCGCAAUCGCAAACGAAAGGAGGACCAGGACAGAUCGCAACUACCAGUAGUAGUAGUGCUAGUCGGUCGAGUUCAAUUCCGAACCACCACCAACAUCAACAUCAGCAUCAUCUCAACACCCAUCUUCAUCUCCACCACCUCCAGCAACCAUCGCACGUACAACCACACCUUCAUUCUCACUCUCAUUCGCAUUCGCACAACAUGUCCACUUCAACCUCCACCUCAACCUCGACGCCCACCCCGAACCCCCCGGCUACUUCUUCCACCCCGACUGCAGCAGCGACUACAGCACCGGCACUGGCAGCGAAGAAACCCCCCACUAAAACACCCGGCCAAGGGAUCCUAGUCCCCGCUUCUAAAGUGCAUACGUCCGUCAAGACGGAGUUGUUGAACACGUUGUCCCAACCUGAAUUUACCGAGCUCAGCGAGGGACAAAGAGAGGCAGGAAGGGGAAGGAUACCGAAGUUGGUAGGGAUCUUGGCUACCGACAAGGAGGAUGCUGCGAGUUAUGCCGAGUUCACCCGCAAGUCCUGCACCUCGCUAGGGAUCCAGUACGAACUCCGACUCGUCGGCGCGGCCAGGAAAGAUCAGGGGGACCAGCCUGGAGUCGAGAUCGGUGUCGAGGAGGCCAUCUUGGAGGCUAAUGAGGAGGAUGGGGUGGAUGGGAUCAUGGUCUAUUACCCGAUCCAUGGAGGGUCGAGGGAUCAGUAUUUGCAGCAAUGCGUCUCGCCGUUGAAGGACGUCGAGGGGUUGCACCAUCAGUUUUUGUUCAACCUAUACCACAACAUCCGCCACAUCUCCCCGUCGACGCUCCGACCGAUCCCGGCUUCGCACCUGCCUACCUCGACCGUCAACACGAACGCCACGGAGGACCCGGCUCCUCCGGGUACGGUCAAGUCGAUCUUGCCCUGCACCCCGUUGGCCAUCGUCAAGGUGCUCGAGUUCGUCGGCGUCUACAACAAGCUGCUCGAAUGGGGCGACAGGGCGAGGGGCAAGGUCAUCACCGUCAUCAACCGGAGCGAGGUCGUAGGGAGGCCUCUGGCGGCGUUGUUGGCCAACGACGGGGCUAGGGUGUUGAGCGUCGACAUUGAUUCCAUCGUCGAGUUUUCGAAACGACCCUCGACCUCGGAAUCUCAUACUUCGCGGUACAAUCCUCACCACAUCAUGACCCCCCUGCCGGCCGAUUACACGUUGCAGGACGCCCUCCGCGUGAGCGACGUCGUCAUCUCGGCCGUCCCGCACAAGGAUUACAAGGUCAAGACCGAGUGGCUCAAGGACGGUUGUAUCUGCGUCAACGUGGCUGGGGACAAGAACUUUGAGGCCGACGUCAGGGACAAGGCCUCCAUCUACGUACCCUCGGUAGGGCAGAUGACGAUCGCCAUGUUGCAGCGAAACUUGCUGCGUCUGCGCAAGUAUAGGAACUUGAUGCAGGCACAGGAAGAGUCGCCUUUCUGAGCCUGGCCCGCGC
Filobasidium floriforme is the source of this 1570-nucleotide messenger RNA. Its product is annotated as methylenetetrahydrofolate dehydrogenase. The record is from RefSeq and is a predicted model, not a curated record. Bases 304 to 1557 code for a protein of 417 amino acids. The transcript is spliced from 6 exons. Gene Ontology annotation, biological process: purine nucleobase biosynthetic process. Gene Ontology annotation, cellular component: cytosol. NCBI's taxonomy places the organism in Eukaryota, Fungi, Basidiomycota, Tremellomycetes, Filobasidiales, Filobasidiaceae. Gene Ontology annotation, molecular function: methylenetetrahydrofolate dehydrogenase (NAD+) activity; methylenetetrahydrofolate dehydrogenase (NADP+) activity.